This is a messenger RNA of Ichthyophthirius multifiliis, 748 nucleotides long. Its product is annotated as mitochondrial 2-oxoglutarate malate carrier, putative. The record is from RefSeq and is a predicted model, not a curated record. Gene Ontology annotation, molecular function: malate transmembrane transporter activity; thiosulfate transmembrane transporter activity; succinate transmembrane transporter activity. Gene Ontology annotation, biological process: phosphate ion transmembrane transport; succinate transmembrane transport; malate transmembrane transport. The transcript is spliced from 2 exons. NCBI's taxonomy places the organism in Eukaryota, Ciliophora, Oligohymenophorea, Hymenostomatida.
UAGUUAGUAGAUUAAGCUAUAUUUUCAUAAGAAAUUAUUUAUAUAAGUCUAUUUAUGAUUAAUAUAAACCCAAGAAACCCCAUAAUGAUUUAAGUCAUAGAGAAAAAGGAGUAAUUUCCGGUAUAGCAGGUGGUUUUGCUGCUUUAUUGACAACCCCUGCUGAAUUAAUUAAUACUAGAAUGAUUGCAGAUGGCGGUAGAUUGAAAGAAAUGAGAUUUAAUUACACUGGCUUAUUGAAUGGCCUUCAAUAAGUACUUUAAUAAGAAGGCUUAUCUGGCAUUUUCAAAGGAGGUUUCGCCAAUAUACUGAGAGCAAUAGUCCUUAAUAUCAGUUUAACAGGUCCUUAUGACUAUCUACAAGAAAAAAUGUGGAUUACUUUCGGUGAUAUGGCCUGGCUUAAAUGGGUGGCACUUAUGUGGGCUAGUUUCUGGGCUACAGCAUUUACUUUACCAUUUGAUAAUAUAAAAACUAGGCUACAAAAUUAACAUAUAAACCCUGAAUUUAAUAGACUUAAUUAUAAUGGAUGGGUUAAUGCGGUUUAAUAAGUAAUUAUUGUUGAAGGAAUUUAAGGAUUUCAUAUGGGAUUUUUCCCUUUUUAUGCCAGAACUUUUAUUUAUGGGUGGACUACUGUUUUCCUAACGGAUAAAAUCACUAGAUAGCUUAAGUAAUAGGCAGGUUUAAAGGAAUGGUAAAUUUGAGAAGGAAAAUAUUUAAAUUACAAAAGAAAUGAAUUAUAGAUUAAUUAUAA